UAAUGUCUAUAGUCUCGACACUCGAAGACAUCCACUUUUCCUAAAAUUACAAAUCCUAAUCAUUCAAAAAUUCAAAAUUCACACGAAAACCCUAAUUAAUUCCACACCCAACCCAGCGACAUCCCUCAACAACCGUCGCCACCAUGUUCAACGGUGGCGCCACCCACAACCCCCAAUUGCCGGAAAUUGAAACCGACCCGUUUUUGAAAAAUUACAGCGCUAGCGAUCUACAAACAGCUUCUGAGUUUUUAUUAAAUUGGUUGCCUUUUCUAUUUAAAGACGACGUUUGUCAUGAAUGUUCACUUUCUAUAUCCAAUCGUGUUCGAUCUCUUGUUCCACUAGGGUAUAAUGCUGAACAAUCACACCAAGAUACCGAAGAGCAAGUUUCAACACCAAGCCAUAGGGAUUCAAAAUAUGAAACAGAUAUUAAUGACACCGAGGAUACAAAUUCCUUGGGUAGCUGGAAAGAUGGUGUGAAUGGGGCAUCAGAGCAAAUUAUAGAAGCUUGCAGAACUGAAAUGCUUCAAUCACCGGAACAUGUUAAUGGCUCUACGCCAAGAAAGUCAUGGGCUGACAUGGCACAGGAGGAAUUGGAGGCAGAUGAAGAGGAGGAAGCCAAAUUUCAGUUUGGUAGUUUCAGUAGCCAAGUUGAAGAGAUGGGUGAAGUGAAGGUUAUACAGAAAUCCAAGUUGUCGAUGCAACAAAGAGAACGCAUUCGCUUUGGAAAUGUAAUUAGGAAGAAAGAUUUUGCUUGCUAUGAGAGAAUUAAUGGCAGAUUGGUGAAUAUUGUUGAUGGACUUGAGCUCCAUUCUAAUGUAUUUAGUUUAAAAGAGCAAAGAAGGAUUGUUGAUUUUAUUUUUGAGCUUCAGGAGAAGGGAAAGAAUGGAAAAUUAAAAGCACGUACCUAUACUGCUCCUCAGAAGUGGAUGAGGGGAAAAGGGCGGGUGACAAUCCAAUUUGGAUGCUGUUACAACUAUGCGACGGAUAGAAAUGGUAACCCGCCAGGGAUACUUCAUAACACGCUAGUAGAUCCCAUACCUCCUCUUUUUAAAGUUAUCAUCAAAAGAUUGGUCAAAUGGCAUAUACUUCCUCCUACUUGUGUACCUGACAGUUGUAUAGUCAACAUUUAUGAUGAAGGGGAUUGCAUUCCGCCUCAUAUUGACAAUCAUGACUUUCUUCGCCCAUUUUGCACUGUUUCCUUUCUUAGUGAGUGCAAUAUUCUAUUUGGAACAAAUUUGAAAAUUGAGGGUCCUGGGGAGUUUUCUGGUUCCUUCCCAAUUCCGUUACCAAUGGGGUCCGUUCUUGUUUUAAACGGGAAUGGUGCUGAUGUGGCCAAACACUGUGUGCCGGCAGUUCCUACUAAAAGGAUUUCAAUUACAUUCCGGAAAAUGGAUGAAUCAAAAUGGCCAAUAGGGUUCGUUCCAGAACCAGAUUUGCAAGGACUAGAGCCACUCCCGUACGGAUCAGACAAACUGAAAGACAAUUCAAAUCUCUCCAAACCAAGCCAUCCUUCAGAUAGGCAAACGGUUGGAGGAAAUGUGGCAAAUAUCUCCAAACCUAGCCAACAGUUGUAUGGAAAAGCGGUUAGAAGAGAUGAUACAAUGGACAACUCAAAAGGAUUGCUAGGUCCACAACCUCGGUUUUAUGGUCAAAGUCAAAUAAGAAGACAACAAGGUCCUAGUCCUGGCUUUCAAAGGAAAGCUAGGUUAGAGUAUUGAUAUUGUUACACUUCAUAAUUUUGAAGACAAAUGUUUCUUGGUAAUUAGCUUCAAAGAGAAUGUCAUUAGUAUGCAUAUAUUGCUUCUACAACUGCACCUGUUGUUGUUUGCAAGUUCUAUCUGAUUGAAAAUAAGUAGGAAAAAGAAAUUAAGUAAAAAGUUCUGUUAAUCCCAUUUAUGGUCUAUCUGAAUGGUGAGUUUGAGAUUUUCUUUUCUUUCUAAUAUCAUUUUUUCUGUACAUGUUAUCCAGACGAAGUCAUAAUUUUGUUGUCUACUUUGUA
Messenger RNA from Erigeron canadensis, 1999 nucleotides. RefSeq names its product RNA demethylase ALKBH9B. Lineage: Eukaryota; Viridiplantae; Streptophyta; Magnoliopsida; Asterales; Asteraceae. The coding region runs from base 144 to 1718 and encodes 524 amino acids. Gene Ontology annotation, biological process: mRNA catabolic process. The transcript has 6 exons. The record is from RefSeq and is a predicted model, not a curated record. Gene Ontology annotation, molecular function: mRNA binding; demethylase activity.